CAGAGCCUUUUGAAUGGACUGAUGUGUUCCAAGCCUGAAGACCCAGUGGAGUACUUGGAAAGUUGUUUACAGAAAGUCAAGGAACUGGGCGGCUGUGACAAGGUGAAGUGGGAUACCUUUGUCAGCCAGGAAAAGAAGACCCUACCGCCACUCAAUGGAGGGCAAUCUCGGAGAUCUUUUCUAAGAAAUGUAAUGCCUGAAAAUUCAAACUUUCCUUAUCGGCGGUAUGAUCGACUCCCUCCAAUCCAUCAAUUCUCCAUAGAAAGUGACACGGAUCUCUCCGAGACUGCUGAGUUGAUUGAGGAAUACGAGGUGUUUGAUCCUACUAGACCUCGACCCAAAAUCAUUCUUGUCAUAGGUGGCCCAGGAAGUGGAAAGGGUACUCAAAGUUUGAAAAUCGCAGAACGCUAUGGAUUCCAGUACAUUUCAGUGGGAGAAUUGUUAAGAAAGAAGAUCCACAGUACCAGCAGCAACAGGAAAUGGAGUCUUAUUGCCAAAAUAAUUACAACUGGAGAAUUGGCCCCACAGGAAACAACAAUUACAGAAAUAAAGCAGAAACUGAUGCAGAUACCUGAUGAAGAGGGUAUUGUUAUUGAUGGAUUUCCAAGAGAUGUUGCUCAAGCUCUAUCUUUUGAGGACCAAAUCUGUACCCCUGACCUGGUGGUGUUCCUGGCUUGCACCAAUCAGAGACUCAAAGAAAGAUUACUGAAGCGUGCAGAACAGCAGGGGAGACCUGAUGACAAUCUGAAAGCCACCCAAAGGAGAUUAAUGAACUUCAAGCAGAACGCUGCUCCACUGGUGAAAUACUUCCAGGAACGGGGGCUCGUCGUGACAUUUGAUGCUGAUCGAGAGGAGGAUGAGGUGUUCUAUGACAUCAGUGUAGCAGUUGACAACAAGUUAUUUCCCAACAAAGAGGCUGCAGCAGGUUCAAUUGACCUUGAUCCAUCCAUGAUGUUGGACACUGGGGAGAUCAUUGAUACCGGGUCUGAUUAUGAAGAUCAGGGUGAUGACCAAUUAAAUUUAUUUGGAGAGGACACUAUGGGAGGUGUUUUGGAAGAUUUGAAGAAGUGUAAAAUUAUUUUCAUGAUUGGUGGCCCUGGCUCUGGAAAAGGCACACAGUGCACAAAGCUGGUGGAAAAAUAUGGAUUGACACAUCUCUCGACCGGUGAGCUUCUGCGCAGGGAGCUGUCAUCAGAAACGGAAAGAAGCAAAGUGAUCAGAGACAUCAUGGAAAGAGGAGGCCUGGUUCCCACGGGCAUCGUGCUGGCACUCCUGAAGGAAGCGAUGGCAGCCAGCCUCGGCGACACCCAGGGCUUCCUGAUUGACGGCUAUCCUCGGGAAGUGAAACAAGGCGAAGAAUUCGGACGCAGGAUUGGAGAGCCACACUUGGUGAUCUGCAUGGACUGCUCGGCAGAUACCAUGACCAACCGCCUUCUCCAGCGGAGCCAGAGCAGCCCGCAUGGGGAUGACAACUCUGAGACCAUCACCAAGCGCCUGGAGACCUACUACCGCUCCUCCAUCCCCAUGAUCGCCUACUACGAGACGAAAACACAGCUACACAAGAUAAAUGCAGAGGGAACACCAGAGGAAGUUUUUCUUCAAGUCUGCACAGCAAUUGACUCUAUUUUCUGAAAGCAAAAAUGCAUGUAUGAUUAAGAAGAACGGAGACAGAAAAAUUAUUAAAGGUUCAUCUCUUCACGCAAUGUUUCAACUACUUCUUCUGCCCUCUCAAAUCCUAACAUCGCCGUUUGCUUCCCAGCUUGAACCGAGAGGUGUCUGUAAUGCAUGCAUGGUGUGUUUGCUAUUAUCAGCGCUUUUCUUUCAGACAGCUGUCUGCACUCAGAGCACGCUCAGUGUUCUAUCAUGCAGUUCGCGGUCAGAGCUCAGUGGCAGUGAACAGCAGUGUGGUGCCAGUCUGUGUCAGAACCUGCUGGAGUGACUUUCUGGUUGUACUCUCAUCAAGGUUAGCAGCCCAGAGCUUCACAUUUUCCAUCGUCUCCCCAGGGUUUUCAGGGUAUUCUCGGAUGGUACAGGGAAAAGGGGACAGCCAGGCACGGGCGUCUUCCGCCACUGGCUGUCUGCUCCUCAGCUCUCAUCCUCUCCUGGCUCAGAGUAGGGGAAGGUGGGUGAGUACUCCUUAUGGAUGCAUCGAGCAAGCAAGGUUUGAUAAGGGGGGAAAAUGAAGCUGUCUACCUCUUUCAAGACAGCAACAGUCAGGCUAGGAUUCAUUCUGAAGAGACUGGCUACUUGGAAUAAUGUCAUAAUGACUAAGAGAACAAAUUGUAUAACCUAGUAUCUUCUAUAUAUGGCGAUGCAUUUCAGAAAUUAUAAAUGAAUACAAAUGGCAAAAAAUAAUUUAAAGGCAUGAAAUGAUUCAUUUAUUAGACAAGUUUCAAAUUAUAGUUUCCAUUUUAAAUGAUCACUGUAUUGUCUUUUACAGCUUUCAUCUACUUAUCAUUGUCAAACAAGGUAAAAAUACGUGGUAAUAACAAAGUGAGGUGUGUGAGAGCGGGCAGCCAGUAAGUCACCUUCAGCAGAUUCAGAUGUUGUAUUUGCUUCAAAUGAAUCUUCCCAAAUCGUUGUAAACUUUCAUCAUAUCCAUAUGUAAACCUCUAUUUCUUUGCAUCAAGCCAGUGAAGUGUGGGUUUUCUUUUGUGCUAUCAGUUGGCAAAUUAGAGCUUAUGAUACUAAUGGCGGGACUGUUCUACUCAGUCACUACAAAGGGCCAUACUGUCAGUUUGCAUGAUUUUUUUUUUAAAUGAUUGUGCAGAUAAGAACCCAUUUCUGGGACAGAACUGUAUUUUUAAAGUCAUUUUCUUGAAAUGGAUAUGUACAAAUAAAAUAAAUGGAAUAUAGGAUAA
This is a messenger RNA of Echinops telfairi (small Madagascar hedgehog), 2861 nucleotides long. RefSeq names its product adenylate kinase 5 (gene AK5). The record is from RefSeq and is a predicted model, not a curated record. Gene Ontology annotation, biological process: nucleoside triphosphate biosynthetic process; ATP metabolic process. Lineage: Eukaryota; Metazoa; Chordata; Mammalia; Afrosoricida; Tenrecidae. Gene Ontology annotation, molecular function: ATP binding; nucleoside diphosphate kinase activity; AMP kinase activity. The transcript is spliced from 13 exons. Gene Ontology annotation, cellular component: cytoplasm; cytosol. The coding region runs from base 22 to 1632 and encodes 536 amino acids.